GAGAUAGUCGGCAUGCUAGAAAGGCAAAGGGUUGACAUCUAUUCUCUGCAGGAAACAAGAUGGAAAUCAAAUGGUGUCUCUCUCAUUAGGAGUUACAAGUUGUUCUGGAAUGGUCAAAAGACAGCCCAAAAUGGAGUGAGAAUCUUCAUACGGAAAUCACUGGCACAAAAUGUACUGGAGGUGGUUCGAAUCAAGACACGCCUAAUGCUGAUUAAACUCUGA
Molecule: messenger RNA, 222 nt
Organism: Helobdella robusta
Lineage: Eukaryota; Metazoa; Annelida; Clitellata; Rhynchobdellida; Glossiphoniidae
Exons: 1
Source: RefSeq, a predicted model, not a curated record